GUGCGCGCCUCAGCCAACCAGCGAGCUCCUCUCCCAAACAAUGCACACUGCCUUUGUAUAUGUGUGUGUGUGUGUAGCUGGCUUAUGCUAUUAGGUCUAUUUUUGGCCGAGCCCCUCCUCCUGCCGAUCUAUUUCUGUCAGUCUGAGCUUGGGGCAGCGGUGGAAGCGGGUAGUGUGCACACCCAGCAGAAAGCAGCUCCUCACUCACAGGCAUCGCACUGCAGCUCUGAGGCGCGCUGGGCACCGGCAGCUCCGCAUUGGCUUCUCCUCCGCCUCCUCCUCUCAGACACAGAAUUAGAGCUGCCACAGUGCUCACCCACGCUGCUCUCCUUCCGCGCUGGCUUGGUGGAUGUGAAGCCAAACUUUUCUCCUUUUGCUUAAACUUUUCCUCCCUUCUGCCUGUGGGAUUGUGGGAAUCGCUGUUGCACUGAAGCUGUGGAUCUGGGAUGUUUCCUGCCUAACCCUUAUUGCUGGAUUGUGUUCUGGAGUCCUGUUGCUCGCCUGCCUUGCCCGUUGCCCUCAAACUGCCCCUUUGCCCCAGCUGUGUAGAUAAUGGUGAAGGGGUUCCAGGGUAGGGGGGGUAGGGCACUCUGAAAUAAACCUGCAUUCAUGCUACUGACCGUACAUGUGACCUGCAGCCUCCAGCACUGAGUCUCCAAGGUACCAGGUGACUUUGCAUUUACAUGAUCUGCACAAUAAGUACCAUAGGUUCUGAUGGGCUGUCUUGGAAAAGGAACCAGGUUGGAAACUCUGCAUGGCCCUGCUGAAUAGCACCCCUGAUAUUAGGGGACCCACACUUCCUGGGUCAUUCUCUGUGUAUUAAAUCUUUGCCUUCUUUGCACCUGGAAGGGCCUGGUACACACAGGACAAGGGGACUGUGGGCCCUUUGCCAUCUCUUCGCACACUCGCCUCCAUGCCUGGAUUACAUCAAAUGCUAAACACCAUUUACGAGGCUGAUUCCGCUUCUUCCACAGAUGGCAUCAGACGGGGCGAGUCGGGGCUGAGGUUUGGCCACAAGAGCGGUGCUACUGGAGCAGUGGAUUUGAGCGCCCCAGUCAGCACAAUUUUGACUCAGGCCAAUCCCAUGGCAUUCCAGAUUGUCCAUCGCAUUGGUCAUCACACUGAGCCAACACUCUUGCCCAUCAAGCAGACCCAGCCACAGCUCUACUCAAGCCUCUCCCAGCACCAGCCUGUGGAACAUCCAUUGCGGCGGGAGGCACCCUGCCGGAAUGCAGAGCUUGUGCGACAGGAACCAAGUUUACGGCAGCUUGUGAACAAGGAUAAAGGAAAAGCAAGUGCCAUGGCCAGCCCUGCAGUAAAGCAGAAAAUUGUAGAGAUGAUCCAGAAAAAGAAAUUUGAUCAAAACAAUAUUGCGAAUCACAGCACCGCUGCUGCGCCUUACAGGUCUCCUGAAAUUGUUGAGAAAGAACCCCCACCACCUCCUAUCAUGACUAACUUUGCUUCUCAGGUCUCUAGCAACUCCUGUAACCCCUCUGAGCACUUCCCCCUACGCAGGACAGCCUCCGAGCCAAACCUCAAAUGGCCCUGCAGACCCAAGAAGUCUGGAGAGCGGAGGAAAAACCCCCUUACCCGAAAGGAAAGUGCUCCACCUGCUGUCAGAAGGAGACCCCCAGAGACACAGGACUCGUCACCAAGCAGUAGCAGUACCCCAGUGUCAGGAUGCAGUUCUCCAAAUGAUAGUAUCCCUGCAGAAAACGGAAGCCUUUCCUCCAUCCCUGGAGCUGCCUCUGAGGGAGAAGUCAGUCGAAGAGCAGUACCAGGUGUGGUUCAUCGUGGCCCCUAUCUAACAACACACCCUAUCUUCAUGGCACCUGGCAUAGAGGGUCAUGAUGGCACCAACCCCCUUGCCACACGCUUGCAGCCAGUCAUCAUUCUGGAACAGUCAGGGGCACACACUCCUCUGGUAGCAGUUCAAGGCCUGGGCUCCGUUCAGUUUGCACAUGCUUUUAUAAGCCCUGAUCACCAUAAGCCUUUGAGCCGGACCCGCUCAGAACCUCUUCCUCAAAACCCGAAAACACUCCAACAGCAGCUGCUGUAUCAGCAGCAGUACUCCAUAUUCCCUGAACAUAUGAAGCAGCAGCGCCAGUUAAGUAAGCGCUCACAGAAAACCAGUGAGAGGCCACGCUUGUCCCAGAUCCCAUCAGAGGAAAUGGAUGAGAGUUCUAGUCCCACAGCUGACCGCCCCAAUGAUGUGGGAGGAAAUCCUGCCCGAGCGAGGUCAGAAUCACUGCGAGUUGGGCAACAUGAGACUCUCAGCAGCAGCCAACAAGCAAUUCAGCAGCAACAGCAACAGCACUCCUUCCAUCAGCAGGCCUAUUUAUAUGAAUCCAGCCUCCACAGACCUGUGAAUCGGCCACUCGAUGUGCUAACGAUCCCCUUGAUGCCAGGUGGGCAUCGGCCUCUUUCCCGAGCAAAGUCCUCUCCAGCCUCCGCAUCUCUGCCAGCUCAAGAGCCUUCUGCCAAAGCAAUGUCAAUUCCUAUGCUGGAACAAGCUACCAAGCCUCGCUUCACUACAGGAAUUGUGUAUGACUCAGUAAUGCUGAAACACCAGUGUACUUGUGGGGACAACAGCAAUCAUCCAGAGCAUGCUGGGAGAAUCCAGAGCAUCUGGUCCCGCUUACAAGAGAGAGGAUUACGCAAUAAUUGUGAAUGCAUCCGGGGAAGGAAGGCUACAUUAGAGGAGCUGCAGUCUGUGCACACAGAGACCCAUGUCCUGCUCUAUGGAACUAAUCCCCUCAACAGACUCAAACUGGAUAACCGCAAGCUUGCAGGAAUUCUGUCCCAGAGGAUGUUUGUAAUGCUGCCAUGUGGAGGGCUUGGGGUGGACAGUGACACCAUCUGGAAUGAACUCCACUCCUCUAAUGCAGCCCGCUGGGCAGCAGGCAGUGUCAUUGACCUGGCAUUUAAAGUUGCCAGCCGAGAGCUGAAGAACGGCUUUGCAUUAGUCAGACCCCCAGGACAUCAUGCAGACCCCUCAACAGCCAUGGGCUUCUGCUUCUUUAACUCAGUGGCCAUUGCAGCAAAACAACUGCAACUAAGACGUGAUGUAAGAAAGAUCCUCAUUGUAGACUGGGAUGUACACCAUGGAAACGGGACACAACGAGUAUUUUACACAGACCCCAACGUGCUGUAUAUCUCAUUGCAUCGACAUGAUGAUGGCAACUUUUUCCCGGGCAGUGGAGCAGCUGAUGAGGUUGGUGCAGGCAAUGGCGAAGGCUUUAAUGUCAAUGUUGCAUGGACGGGUGGUUUGGAUCCCCCAAUGGGGGACGUGGAAUACCUGACAGCCUUUCGGACGGUGGUAAUGCCAAUAGCCCAUGAGUUCUCUCCAGAUGUUGUCUUGGUUUCUGCUGGGUUUGAUGCAGCUGAAGGGCAUCCUGCUCCUCUUGGAGGAUAUAAAGUCACAGCAAAAUGCUUCGGGCACAUGACACGGCAGCUUAUGAGCUUAGCAGGAGGCCGAGUGGUGCUUGCUCUGGAGGGUGGCCAUGAUCUCACAUCUAUAUGUGAUGCUUCAGAGGCCUGUGUCUCUGCCCUGCUGGGAAAUGAGCUGGAUCCCCUCCCUGAAGAGACGUUAAGGCAGAGGCCCAACCAAAAUGCUGUGUGUUCUUUGGAAACCGUCAUACAUGUCCAAAGUAAAUACUGGACAUCGGUCAAACAGUUUGCUUCCAAGGUUCAAUACACCCUUCUGGAAGCCCAGAAACAUGAUCGGGACGAAGUGGACACAGUGACAGCUUUAGCCUCCUUGUCAGUUGGAAGGGGAUCUAUUGCAGUAGCUGGGAACAGGCCUCAGGAAGAGCCAAUGGAGGAAGAUGAACCCAUGAGUUUAUGAUGGGGAAGAAGAUAGGUGUUGAUUUGGUUGUAUCCCUUCAGCCCCGCAACCAUGGGGCAGUUUGCGUCAUUAUUUCCUUAAAAUAACGAUACUGUCCCAUUUGUGUGAGUCCAUGAUUAAAGUCUUGAUGGUGACUAUACCUGAAGAGAACUGAGAUGUUGAAUUUGCUUGACCCAAGAUGUUGCUCGGGCAAGUUGAUGGUUGAGGGAUUAUCAAACAGACAAUGGAAGACUAUGUAUAUUGUCAGUAUAUACAAUAUUUACCUUUAAACAACAAUUAAAAAAUUGCCUGCCCCAAAGUGACAGUAAAUGUGCUCUAUCUUUUGAAGAACCUCCACGUGAUAGUUGACUCCUUAAUGUCAGGAUCUGAUGGAUAUCCGCGAGUUAAGCAUGUUUUUAGGGCGUAAUACUCAUUACCAAGCCGAGAAAUCCUACAUCACCAAUAGCAUUUGAAGAACAUCAGUAGAUACUGGUGUGACCUCCUACCAAAAGAGCUGUAUUGAGACGGAAACCUUGCCUUCCAUACCCCAGCAGAUAUCCUCUUCUACAGACCACUCCGUUUAAAAUGCUUGGACUGUUUGUGCCUUGCACACUGGGAACUCCCUUGUAUCCUAUAUACUCCUCGUGACCACUAAUACCGAAGUCUUACGGAUUGUGUUUUGUUCAUUUGCACUAUGGGGAGAAACUCCCCACAACCACAAGAAAACAAUAUGGGGACAAUUUAAAAACCGUUUUCAAUGUUAAAGGAGGCUGUAUACAGAAUCACUAUGUACACAAAAUUGACUUUUUUUUGCUGUAUUAUUGAUGCUUAUUAAGAUUUGUUCUGGAUGAAAUGUAAUAUCAAAGUUAUCAAUCUCCAUAUGGGCCGGGGACAAGAAUUUAGGAGCAGCUUUUUGAAAUGGUUAGUGAUGCACAUAUAAUAUUGACAUAGAAGAAAAUAUUUUUGAGUUUUGGUCUGUCCAUUAUUUUUUAAUGGUGUUGGGUUAGUUAUACCCAACCCCUGUGAUUUUAUAUAUGUACAGUAUAUGUGCAAUGAUUAGACUAUGGCUGAUCCAGCACUUCUAAUGAAACACCUGGAAUCGCUGUAGGCUGCACAUGUGCUGUUGAAGGUUUUAUUAAGGAUCAGUGUCCCCCCAUAUUGCUGUAGCCUCCCUUUAGUAGUUAGGUGUAGGCCCUGACAAAGACUGUUAUCUAACCACUACACAAGGAGCCUGCCCUCCAUAUUUGCACGCCUUGUUUAGGGAUAUUUUAGUUCCCCUUGAAGAAUCUUGAAGGAAAAAUUCUAUUGGUGCAGUGGUUGUAUUCCAUAACAGAAUCAAGGGAUGCCCCCCCUUUGCUGAUCAUGGCAAUCAGUCUUACCAGGUAGAGCUUUGUUCUGCCAAGAAUGAGCAGGCUUAAAUGGGGAAAGCUAAAGCCAAUCUCGCAUGCUGUAGUCUUAGGCUGUAAAGUGUUGGGUGCAUAUGCCUUAAACCUGGGUUUUGGAUUUAUGUCUUUUCUACAGAACAAGUGUUGUCUAUUUUUGCACAUACAGUCCUGUUAAUAAGCAAAACCAUGGAAAAUAAAAAUUUUCUUGGCUGUAAUCACACUAGUUUUCUUCUAGGGUUGUGUGUGUAUAUAUAUAAUAUAUAUACAGCCGCUGCCCCUACUGUGGCACAUUCCCAUGAUAGAACAGUAGAUGUUCCCAACACGACAGAUCAGUAGAUGCUCCUAUUUAAGUAAUAAGGGCUUCAGCAUGACGGUAAGGAACCCAGGUGCAUUCUGGGGACACUAAAUAAAAGUACAGAACCCCAUUUAAUUUGAGGGUGUUAACUGACCACUGCUUUUGUUUAGUACUGCUUAUCCCCAGCUAGAUUUUCCACCAGCUAAAUCCACAGUAACAUCUUUGAAGUGAUUGCAGUUGGGGGGAAAAACUAACUGCAUACCCCCUUAAGUUCUCCCACAUCACAUAUUGUACCCCUGUCAGGUGUGAUGACUUGCAAAGCGUGAGGAGCUAAAGUGUAAAUCAAAGCAAACAGCUGCCUAAAUCCCAAGCUCGCAGGGACCUCCAGAUCAAAAACAAUCUUUUCCUCCCCUGGGAUCAAGGCUGCGCUCCCCUCCUGUUCUCUCUUCCCUUUGCCCAUUCGCAGUCGCAAAUUUUAUCAGCUCAAUAACUAAUCAAAGUGUCAGAAUAUGACAACAUUGCAUUUUCCUUUUCAAAAUUAUAGAGCCUUAGAAAAAAUGUGUUUUAUCUUCCAUAUUUGCCAACAUCUGGUCUAGAUAAAGGAUCUUGUUUAAUCUUGAACCCCGUGGAAUUCGCUGCCACAUAAAGGGGUUUUACCCUUCACUCCUGAAUGUCAUUAGAAAAUUGCACAUUCUUUCUCAGCUUUAAGGGUUAAAGAUAAUAAUCAUUUCUGAACUUGCAUUAAAGGGCCAGAAAUGCCAUAAAAUGCAAAUAUUCUGUUUCCACUUGAAGGUUAUAUCUCUGCAUAUAUAGAUUAUGAACUUCUGUAAGAGAUCUUUUCACCUUAUAGGUGCAUAAGGAGAAUUAAUAAUUCCUGUUUGCCUCCAGCAUCACCCACAAUUUGUAUAUUUUUAAGGGAGAGUAACUGAAUAUUGAAGAGUUGCCAUAUGGUUAUAGCUGAGCCUAGCCAAUGUUACUACUUGCUGCUGCACCCUGACUACCACUGCUGACCCACCACCCUCCACUUACUCAACCCCCCCCCCCCCCCCCCCCGCUGCAUGGUCUGUACCUCUUCGUCAUUUCCCCCUAGUAACUAAUCGGGAAAAUACCCACCAAGGCUGGUACAUUUGUAAUCCCAAAUUCCUUCUGCCCACUCUCCCCCUAUGCCCCCUGACACCUCUGUAACCCUGCCUACUUGCCCAGUAUCUGUCCAGUCCAUCACAACUCCACUGUCAAGCCCCUUUACCUUUCCACCUGGUAUUGUCCCAGACAAAAGAUAUCAACCCUAACUUUAGAUAACUGCUCGAAAGGCAAGUAGUUCUGCCUACUCCUAGUUCUACCCACUCAAGCUCUUGUCACUUGCAACUCUUGAUUGUGCACUCCAGCUUUAAGUGAGGACAGUAGAUGCUCUCAUCCCGCGUGGGGCUGAUCUACAUCAAUUUAUAUAACCUCUAAGUAACCUAUAUAUUGGAUUUAUGGUGAUGGCACCAUAUUCCCAGCCAGAUAAUUGGCUGAGGGUAGUGGGACCACAAGGCAACUAUUUUACAGGCUAUAAUAUAAGCAAACAUUGAGGUUUAGUCUCAUUGUGGUUCAGUGGUGGCUCUGCAUUUGUGGACCACUUAUUUGUUGCUGUUGAUAUUGUAUUAUUUUGUAAAUACCGAAAACCCUCAUUGUGCAACACAUAAAAAGGUUUAGACCUAUAAGUAAUAAUGUAAAUAGCUACCCUAGAAUUAUUUGGGUGCCCAGAUUUUGCCAGUGUGCAACAGGAGGGUGAGUGAAGGAAAGAUUUAGGAGUGGGCCUUGUUGUAAGACAGAUUUGCUGGAACAUGUAUGGGAGCUGCACUAGUUACGUUGCAAUGAGGUUGAAAAAAAAUAUCCAUGUCCUUUAAGCUCAGUCUGCCUGAUGCCAAGGAAGGCAAAAACUGCAGAAGCCCACUGUUAAGGGCUAGAGAUGUCAGUAGAAAUUCCCCAAAAAUAACAAGUGUGGCUAUUGCAUAUUAGAUAGUGGGUAUUUGUAUCCAUUGGGUAAAAGUAGUAGAUCUCCAAAUAUGUGUUUUAUUAUAUUAUUUGUAUGCAAUUGUGUUAUGUGCACUGGUCCGUUGUAUAUGACAGCAAUAUCCAAGGGGCUUAAAAAAUAAAAAAAUAAUGUUUUAGCUGCAUUUAAGAGCUGUCUCUGCUAGGCCUCUUCUUGCCACAGGGUGUCGCCAUUUCCCAUAAAACUUCAAUAGCGGGAAUGGGUUUGUUGCUGCUUACUGGAAGGACAGUGCAACCGUACUGGCUUCAUCACCUGACAUGAUUGAUUUAAAAAAUAAAAGAACCACUGGCUCCUUAUUCUUCCCAGCGUAUUGUAUGAAUAUGGUCAUCAACUCCAGGAGGGGGACUGAACUUAUGGCCUAUUAAAGGGAAUGUCACCGACCGGUCACCAAGCUCCAUAAUAAUGCAGCUACAUAUACUCCAAAGCAGGAGAAAGGCAAGGUUAUGGGAUUUCUAUAGUUGUAUAUAUUCUCUCUGGGUGGAUAUUAUUUUAUGUGAUCCAAGGGCUUCCUCCUCUUAUAUUGUAUAAAAUCUAUACGUACCUCUCGUGGGGAAAUGUUGUUUUCUAUGCGGAAAAGCAUUUUAAUGAAGAUUUCCUAUUCUUACCACUUUUUUAUGUUGUUAAUACAGAUAGCUCGGGAUUGUGACCUCCGGUUUUGUUGAGAAGAAAACAUUAAAUAUAUACCUUUA
Xenopus tropicalis (tropical clawed frog) is the source of this 8230-nucleotide messenger RNA. It is a transcript of the gene hdac7, whose product is annotated as histone deacetylase 7. The transcript has 24 exons. The record is from RefSeq and is a predicted model, not a curated record. NCBI's taxonomy places the organism in Eukaryota, Metazoa, Chordata, Amphibia, Anura, Pipidae. Gene Ontology annotation, biological process: negative regulation of transcription by RNA polymerase II; chromatin remodeling. The coding region runs from base 914 to 3847 and encodes 977 amino acids. Gene Ontology annotation, molecular function: histone deacetylase activity, hydrolytic mechanism; histone deacetylase activity. Gene Ontology annotation, cellular component: nucleus; cytoplasm.